Messenger RNA from Ylistrum balloti, 4396 nucleotides. Its product is annotated as toll-like receptor 7. Gene Ontology annotation, biological process: signal transduction. The coding region runs from base 137 to 3775 and encodes 1212 amino acids. The transcript is spliced from 2 exons. Gene Ontology annotation, molecular function: protein binding. Lineage: Eukaryota; Metazoa; Mollusca; Bivalvia; Pectinida; Pectinidae. The record is from RefSeq and is a predicted model, not a curated record.
UGUUUUGUUUAUUUACAGGAAUAAAUCAAACAAGACUUUUUUGUGACAGGGGUUCAAGGCGACGAGUCCUGAAACCAUCAUAGGGACUCUUUAUUGUCAAAAGGCCUCCAUAACAUGACGUCAUAACACCAUCGCCAUGGAAACAUUCCAUACUCUUGCGGUGCUAACCAUAGCGUUCUGUGGUGUUGUAAUUCUUGGAGCUACGAAAGAGUUUGAGGUCACGUGGUAUGACGGCAGAGAACAUGUUUAUCGUUACAAUUGGACAAAUUAUGGAGACUGUUUGUUCACGUCCAGCCCGGAUAUACUUAAGUGUAUGGGGAGUUACACAUACAAAUCAAUCAGCGCCAUCUGGAAAUAUGACCCGGAUGUAAUUCACUAUGUCUCCGUUAGGUGUCAGCAGCAGGAAUAUUUUGCAGAUCAUCGCCACGUGUGUAUCUGUAAGAACGGCACAAGCGCCGCCAAUCCAACGUCAUCAAGACAACAUGAUAAGUUUUACUUUUGCCAAGUGACAAAACUUUCCGCCAACACGUUUAGAGAUCUGACUUACUUGGAGACACUUGAUUUGUCCGAUAAUUCAAUAACAAAGAUCGAAGGUGAAUCCCUUAAGGGAGUUACCGGCCUCAGAUAUCUGGACAUGGGACGGAACCCUGUGGAGUCACUUCCGGACGGAUUGUUAUGUGACGUCCCAGCUCUGGAAGUGCUGUCUUUGGAGAACACCCGUUUGACGUCAUUUCCGGCGUACAUAUUUGAUUGUGGGCAGACUUUCCCAAAUCUCACGUAUAUUGAUUUGAGUGAAGGUGUGAUUGUAUCUAUUGCAACUGACUCUUUAAAAAAUCUACAAAAUCUGAAAUCACUGAAUCUAAGUUGCAAUUUAUUGUCUCAUAUUCCACCUCGAACAUUUGUGACAUCUAAAAGUCUAGAAUACCUCGAUCUGUCGCGCAACGAAUUUGUUUCCUUCCCAAAAGGAAUUUGUGAAUUUGCCAACUCUUUGAAACAUUUAAGACUUUACGAGAAUCAUUUCAAAAUUCUAAACAUGACAAAUUUUCAGGAAUGUACGAAUGUUACAUAUCUGGACUUCUCAUCCAAUCAGAUCCGGAAAAUCAUUGGAGCUGUCAACAAAGUGAUGUCGACAGAACAUCUAAACUUAUCUCUAAAUUUUAUUCAAUCUAUCGAUGACGACGUUUUCGGAAAUUUUUUUAAACUUUCAGAUUUGAAUUUGGCUAAAAAUGAAAUCGCCAUGAUUUCCCAGCAUGCAUUUCAGGGACCGUCUUCUUUACAAAUAUUGAAUCUAUCCGGAAAUAAGCUUUUCAACACCUCCGCUCUGACAUUAGUUUUCCGUCAUUUGGAAAAUCUCACCGAGCUGUCGUUACUGGGGAACUCUUUGCAAAGUCUACCAAAUGGAAUGUUUGAAACCAUGGCAAAACUUAAAACACUUGAUCUAUCCCAGAAUUCCAUGAAAUCUCUUACGAGCCAGGCGUUUAGAGGGCUUGUGUCUUUGACAUGUCUUCGGCUUAAUUCUAACCUCAUAAUGGACCUUCCAGCAGACGUUUUCCAGAAUCUUCGAUUGUUGAAAUAUCUAGAUUUAUCCGAUAACCACCUCAUGCACUUUGACGACAUGUUGCUUCCCGAGAUGACAUUGACCUUUAACCUCAGUGACAACAAGCUUUUGAACUUUCCAAAUUCGUUCGGCCAUAUAAACGUUUCGAUGCUUGAUCUUCGAGCCAAUAACAUAGUAACUUUGACCAGCAUGUCUACGAUGUUUUUAGAAUCUUUGACCUACCUCGACCUGAGCCUAAACCAAAUCUCGGUGAUCGAUGAUGGGACCUUUGAAGGACUUAGCAAUUUGGAAGUGUUGAAUUUAAAGCGCAACCAACUCCUUUUGAAUUUGAGUUUGGAUGUUUUUCGAGGAGCACAGAAUCUGAUUGACCUUGACCUUUCUUAUAAUAACUUGACCAGUGUUGACUUCAUGUUUUCAUUCAAUACUUUGGAUACGGUCAAAACACUGCGACUGGACCAUAACCCUAUCGAUACAGUGACUGACAUGACAAAUAAGGCUUCCAAUAGGUCGAGUCCGACGCUUCAAACACUCGUACUGUCGUCUUGUAAUAUCAGAAACAUUUCUAAAUAUGCUUUUAAAGGUCUCAGGAACCUCGGAAGCAUCGACCUGUCCAACAAUCUUGUUCAAGAGAUCGAGCCGUUGGAAACGAAAGUCGGAACUCAAUUCAACCUUCUUGGAAACCCACUAAUCUGCACGUGCGUUAUGAAUUGGUUGGCUAACCCGUACGUCACGGUUGAAGGAAACACGCUUCACACACAUGACUACAAUGUUGACACUUGUGAAGUGUUUCCAAAAGGCUACAAUGUCUCCCUCCGGAAAGUUUCAAAGGAAGACUACCUGUGUAGGGUGGAAACCGGAUGUGAUACAAACUGUGAGUGUUUUUCUCGCGAGAGAUACGGGCCGAUAGUGACUAUGCAAUGUUCGGGUUUAGAUCAACCCCCGGCAACCAUACCGCUGUCGACUGUCGAUCUUUUCAUGGACGGAAAUAAAUUUAAUAUCCUCAGCGCCACGUUUGGUGGAACGAAUUCAUUGCUGGUGGAGACCUUCUAUCUAAAUAUCAGCGGAGUGAGCGAGAUAACCACAGAUGUAUUUGUAAAUUUGAAAUUGUUGAAAAUUUUAGACUUGUCUAACAAUAGAAUUGCCGAUCUUUUGCCAUUAACAUUUCAAUAUCAGAGUGAGUUACGAUAUUUAAACUUAUCAAAUAAUUUUCUUACAACUUUAGUUCACGACACUUUUAAAGGUUUGAGCGAAUUGCGUAGUCUUGAUUUGACAAACAACGAGUUCCAAACGAUGGACGCUCUGUCUACUACAGAACUAUCAAGAUUUCAAAACGCUUUCUAUGUUUUACUCGGUAAAAACCCGUAUUCCUGCGAUUGUUCAAAUACAAACUUCCGGCAAUGGCUGACUGCGUAUUCCAACCGUGUCCAUGACAAGAAAGAUAUUCGAUGUGACGGCGAUGGACGCGAGAUGAAGUUAGUUUCUCAAGAACAGUUUAAAUGUUUGGGUUUGGAGAGCACUUCCGGUGGGGGAAGAUCAUCUGUAAUUAUUGCUGCCAUAGUAACAGUAGUUAUAUUAGUGGUGUUGGGAGCCGCCAUGUUUUAUUACAAACGAGAUUUGUUAGCAGUGUUAUAUACGAAGCUGCACUUCGGGUGCUUGAGACCGGAAGCUGACGACUCCAAACAAAGCGAUGCCUUCAUCGUCUACAAUACAAACGAUUCUAAAUGUAAUGAGUGGGUGAGACUCAUGUUCAUGCAAAAGCUUGGAAGGAAGCGGAACUACAAGUUUGUUUUCCCUGACCGCGUGCAGCUACUUCAAAGCGUGCACGUGGCGGACAAUGAUAGCCAACAACCAUAUGAUUGCAAGUGUGCGGUGUUUGUGGUCAGUUACAGCUUCAUGAACAGUAACUGGGCAGCAGAUUGCUUCCGAAAGGCAUGGAGUUAUUCUAAGGAGAAUAAAAAGUUCCGAGUGAUCCUUGUAAUAUUUGGAGACAUCGAUAACGGUUCACUUCUACCGGAAAUGAACCAGAUGCUCCGGAAAGGAGAAUACAUCACAGCUAGGUCAAGAGCUGUUUGGGAUAGACUUAUUUACGAACUUCCGGAUCCGCAAGGCGGAAGUAGAGUCAACCACGAGGACGACGUUUCUGAGUCUGACGUCAUAUUAUACAACGCACAAAAGUAUCAGACACUUGACGACACAGACAUAGUAAUCGGGACUUGAUAUAUUUUUAGAAUUUAUCAAGAAUUUUACACGUUUACGCACAUGGAACAUCCAAAAUCAACUUGAUACUGUGUUUUGCUCGCUUUUAGUCAGUUUCGACUUAAAAUCGUUAGUUGGCAUUCGGCUACCCUGUGCUGAAUUCGAUACACUUGAUUGGUGUCGCAACAACUCGAGGAAUAUCCAACAAUCCUCAAUCAUGGAUUCAGUAGAUUAUUAAAAUGUUUCAAUGAGAUGUUUUGAAUUUUUUCACCGACAGUUACCGAAUCAGCUAAGAUGUGCCGGAUACAACAAAUUUAGCCAUUGUAAAAUACAACCCAGUCGUGACAACGGAGAAUCAAGGCAACUCUGUCAUAAAAUCUAUGUACUAAUAAGCAUUGUGAAUAUGUGAAUAGAUUGAAUGUAUAAAUUUACAUGUGAACCUUAUGGAAAUAUCCAUCAUUUAUGAGAAAUUCAGAGACAACAUUUACUGAAGAAAUAUGUUUACUCCUUGUGAAGCUGAGAACGGUAAAUAUUGCUUGUCUGACGUCAUACCACGUGAGCUUUCUUGUUACUAACAUUCAUUCCUAAUUAAGCUUUUUCCCUUCAAUUGAAUCGAAUGACGAUAAAGAUAUUAGAUAUCGA